Molecule: messenger RNA, 1788 nt
Organism: Penicillium argentinense
Lineage: Eukaryota; Fungi; Ascomycota; Eurotiomycetes; Eurotiales; Aspergillaceae
Product: Zn(II)2Cys6 transcription factor
Exons: 4
Coding region: 1-1788 (595 amino acids)
Biological process (GO): regulation of DNA-templated transcription
Cellular component (GO): nucleus
Molecular function (GO): zinc ion binding; DNA-binding transcription factor activity, RNA polymerase II-specific; transcription cis-regulatory region binding
Source: RefSeq, a predicted model, not a curated record
AUGGCUGCGCAGUCUGCGGCGAUGUCGCUGCGCGAGUCAUUCGGUGACAGGAAAAUCCCCGAGAUCUCGAGGAAAAUAACAGCCUGCGUAUCCUGUCGCAAACUGAAGAUUAAAUGUCAUAUGAAGAAUGAGAAGCCGCCAUGCACUCGCUGCAAAGCCCGUGGCAAUGCAUGCACCGUCAACAAGAGUCUACAGUCACUUCUGGAAGGCGAUGCUUCUUGGAAGGAACAGAUGGAAGAGCGGAUGGCUAAACUUGAAGCGCAUAUCAUCAAGGCUGCUACCGAACAUCCCAACCCCUCAAAACAUCUACGGCCACAGAAAUUCAACAAUGACAUCGGGCAAAACGUACCACGUAAUGAUAAUGACGAGCAUCUCCCUAACGAUUUGAUAGAAGCACCUCAAAUCGUCACUCUGAAUCUCUCCUGCAGCCUAGGCGCAUUCCCGGCCUCUUCUAUGAUCAACUUCACGUUAGCGGAUCCCCGAGGGACAUCGAAACAAGGCUCAGAUUUUAUAUGUCAUCAGUUAAUACCCAUAAAUGUUGCCGAAACCCUCUUCACAUUUUAUAAAACGAAUAUGGACACAUUCGCUUACGAUAUCCUCACCCGCACCGACUCCCUGGCUUCGAUGCGCGAACGGUCUUCCCUCUUGACAGCCGCUAUCUGCACCGUGGCAGCAUUGUGCUCCGGCUCGGAACAUUUCCGGGUCCUAUUCGAUCAUCUGAAAAGCGAGGUAUCUGGGAAAGUAUUUUCGAAUAAUCAUGAAUUCGACGAUGUGCGAGCUCUCUGCGUUGGGGCACUGUGGCUCAACGAGGUAUCCACGGCGUUGAAUUCACUGGCUGUACGAAUUGCGACAGAAUUAAACCUUCACCGGUGCAUCACCAAGAUGCCACACAAGAAACGCGCGUGCUAUGAUCGCACCCGGCUAUAUUUCCUGGUAUAUCUGUGUGAUCACCACUGCUCCCUUAGUCAUGGCAAACCCCCUUUGACACGAGACUUCCACUCUCUUAAAAGCCCUCGUGACUUCCUCAGGACAGAGUUCUCCUUUCCUUCCGAUCUGAAAUUGAUCAGCCAGGUCGAGUUAUGGUCAAUCAGCAAUCGGGUCUUCGACAUGUUUGGCGCAGAUAUCGAUAACUGCGUUGCGACGCAGAGACUGGGCGAGAUACCAGCUCUCAACGAGGCAUACGAGCAAUGGUAUGGAGAUUGGCUCGAUAUCUUGACCUUUGUCGAGGUCGCGGAUCCUUUCCCCAGACGCGUCUUUGAUCUCUAUUACCAUUCUGCGAAGUUAUACCUUUUCUCUCAUAUUUUCCGUGGUCACUCGCGAGAUGGAACAGGCUUCACGAACGAUACAACCAGUGAUUUGGACGAAUUUGCGAGCUCAGCAUUGAAGAAUGCCCUGUCCAUUGUAUGCGAUAUCACCAAGGAAGCCAGCCUUCAAACACUGCCCGACUAUAUUGGGACGGUGACUGCGUUUGCUUCCGUAUGCCUUGUGAAGGCAUCGACUGAGUGCAAGAUGAUUACCUGUGACGCAGAUGGGGAUGACGCUUUUGGACAUUUACGUCGACUCGUCCAGGUUUCUCGCUCUUCCGCUAUUGGGAAUGGCUCAACUCAUCCUCUUCGAGGAAUCGCAGAAAGUCUCGAGGGUAUUUUGUCUGGAGGGUCACAGUCACACCAUGACGACGGUGGUCCUUUUAACGGAACCUUUGGGUUUGACUUUGCCUUUGAAGGAUUUGAUAUGCUUUCUGGCAAUUUCGAUCAAACGGCAGCAUCUGCAUUAUUUGAAACCGAAUGA